AUGGUUCAAGCCAUGCACCAAAGAACAAAAGCUGGAUGUGAAGAUAUCGUUCAUGAUGCUAUAAGUACUUGUCCUGUUCAAGCCAAUGCAAAUUAUAUCACUAGAAACUAUUUAAAAAAUUUUAGACAAUGGGUGCUUUGGGCUCGCCAGCAUUUAUCGCUUCUUCUUCAAAUCACUUCUACUAAUUCUCUGGAAUCAUUUCACAUGUGUUACAUUCUUUUAGAACUUGAUAACAAAAAAAUGAUGGCUGCCAAAGAAACUGCUAUCAAUUUUCGUACUAAAAGAAUUUCUCUUGCUAAUAUUAGGCCAGAAAUUCUCACUGAGGUUCAUAAAUUUCCUUUUCCUUUUCAAAAACUUAUCGCAGAAGAAGUACAUGCUGUCACAAAAAGACUUGAAGAAGGAAAGUGCUUACCUAACCUUGAAAAAGCUUGGAGCAGAUUUCAAAGAACAUUCGAAGAAAGUGACAUAGAAGUAUAUCAAACCUGUUGUAUUGUGGAAGUACCUGUUGUUCAGAGAUCUCCAGCAAAAAAAGUGGCAGAAAAAAGCCAAUUAAAAAUGAGUGAAUUAUUUGAAAGAACUCAGGACUGCUACUAUAGGUUGGCAGAGAAAAGCAAAGAUGAGGCAUCAUAA
Messenger RNA from Cetraspora pellucida, 630 nucleotides. The record is from the annotation of a GenBank genome assembly. Lineage: Eukaryota; Fungi; Glomeromycota; Glomeromycetes; Diversisporales; Gigasporaceae.